AUCCUCUGGUGAUAAACAGCAAUGUGGAAACUUUAAGGCACAUGCACAAAAGCAGCUGUCCAAGACCUCCUGGGAUUUUCUUGAAGGAGAAGCUGAUGAUGGCAUCACCUACAAUGACAACAUGGCAGCAUUUAAAAGAAUCCGCCUUCGUCCCAGAUUCCUGAGAGAUGUGUCAAAGAUAGACACCAGGACCACAAUCCAAGGGCAGGAGAUCAAUGCCCCCAUUUGCAUCUCACCCACCGCCUUUCACACACUUGCCUGGCCGGAUGGAGAAAAGAGCACAGCUAGAGCUGCUCAGGAGGCCAACACCUGCUAUGUCAUCAGCAGUUAUGCCAGCUAUACCAUAGAAGACAUUAUUGCUGCUGCCCCUGGAGGCUUCCAUUGGUUCCAACUCUACGUGCAGUCAGACUGGGACAUCAACAAGCAGAUGGUUCAGAGGCUAGAAGCAUUGGGUUUCAAAGCUUUGGUGAUCACUGUAGAUGUGCCUGUACUUGGCAAUAGGAGAGAGAACAAGAGAAACCAGCUGAAUUUGGAGGCAAACAUAAUGCUGAAGGACCUCCGAUUCCCUGGAGAGAGAAAGUCCACACUUCCGGCCCUCACAUCUUUGCCAAGUAUAUCUUUCUGCUGGAAUGAUAUCCCCUUGCUUCAGAGUAUGACUCGGUUGCCCAUUAUCCUCAAAGGGAUUUUGACAAAAGAGGAUGCAGAAUUAGCAGUGAAGCACAACAUCCAAGGCAUCAUUGUUUCCAACCAUGGUGGGAGGCAACUUGAUGAGGUUCCUGCUUCUAUUGAUGCUCUGAGAGAAGUGGUGACUGCUGUCAAAGGGAAAAUUGAAGUGUACAUGGAUGGUGGGGUUCGAACCGGCAAUGAUGUGUUUAAGGCACUGGCCCUUGGAGCUAGGUGCAUUUUUAUUGGGAGACCAAUCAUUUGGGGACUUACAUUCAAGGGUGAACAUGGUGUUAAGAAAGUUUUAGAUAUUCUAAAAGAAGAAUUCCGCACUUGUAUGGCCCUUUCAGGCUGCCGAUCAGUUAUUCAGAAAAGUCCCGAAAGUAAAGAGGUUGUGUAA
Molecule: messenger RNA, 1063 nt
Organism: Mastomys coucha (southern multimammate mouse)
Lineage: Eukaryota; Metazoa; Chordata; Mammalia; Rodentia; Muridae
Product: hydroxyacid oxidase 2-like
Exons: 9
Coding region: 122-1063 (313 amino acids)
Molecular function (GO): FMN binding; oxidoreductase activity
Source: RefSeq, a predicted model, not a curated record